Molecule: messenger RNA, 510 nt
Organism: Insectozyma verbasci
Lineage: Eukaryota; Fungi; Ascomycota; Pichiomycetes; Serinales; Debaryomycetaceae
Source: the annotation of a GenBank genome assembly
AUGGCACCAGCAAAAAGACAUUGGGUUAAGUUAAAAGUACCCAAAUCAUUCCUAUCUAAGUUACCAAAUUUCCCAACACCAAUAUUGAAAUCAAGGUUAAAAAAGAUAGCUCAAGAAGAUAGAAAAUCAGGUAUACAGUCAGUUUCAAAUCUGAAUAAAUCAUCUCCAGCACCAGAUGGAGGCAAUACACAGCAGCAACAACAAUCUACAAUGAGUCAGUAUAAAAUUAAUGUUGGUUUAAAAGAUAUGUCUACUGCUGGUUUAACAAUGAAUAGUAUUGCUCAAGGUACCUAUGCAUUAGAUAAACUGGGCAAACCAACUAGAAAAUGGGUUAAAAAACCAAGAGAAUUCAAAACAUUCACUGGAUUUAAGGUCAAAUAUACUGUAUAUCAAACUAAAGAUAAAUUAACAAAGAAAGAGAAUAAAGAUGAAAAGAAAGUGAAGAAGGAAGAUAAGAGUAAGAAAGAGACUACUGUUACGCAAACUCAAAUAAAAGUAGAAGCUCAAUAG